AUGGAGUUCUGGCUAAUCCCCAUAGGAAAACCACUGCUUUCUACAGACGAGGACGAGGACGAGGACGACACUAUUACAAACGGCAGUGGAAGCAUGGAGCACGACGUUGAAGCCCAACGGAGCAGAGCAUACCACACAUUCCGCGACUCCUCACCAUCAUCCUCGAACUACGAUGUUGAAAGCACGGGGAGCAGCAACACACGGUCACGCAUCGACCCGCGCAUCGUCUCGGAUGCCAUUCUCGGCCUGUCAGAUGGCCUCACUGUUCCCUUUGCCCUGAGUGCCGGUCUCUCAGCGCUAGGAGAUACAAAGGUCGUCGUGCUGGGUGGGCUGGCGGAGCUAGCUGCGGGCGCAAUCUCCAUGGGUUUGGGAGGAUACGUCGGGGCAAAGAGCGAAGCAGAAUCCUACCAGACUACGGUCCGCGAAACUACCGAACUCAUUGAUUCGUCCCCCUCCGAGACCCAAGCAAUAGUCUACGACAUAUUCGCCUCGCAUGGCGUUCCUGACGACGCAAUCGCGCCCAUCAACGCUUCCCUGCAUGCAUCGCGCGACCGCCUCCGCGAAUUCCUCAUCACCUUCCACCACAAAGAGUCUGAGCCGGACUGUAACCAGGCCUGGACGAGCGCGAUCACCCUCGCCCUGGGCUACUUCAUCGGCGGAUUCAUUCCGCUGAUUCCGUACUUCUUUCUCAACCAGGUGCUUAUUGCGUUGUAUUGUAGCGUUGCGGUCAUGGCGAUUACGUUGCUGGUUUUUGGGUAUAUCAAGACCGCGGUUGUGCGUGGGUGGAGUGGGAAGGACAAUAUCCUUGCUGGGGUCAAAGGUGGCAUUCAGAUGGUCGUUGUUGGGGCCUUUGCUGCGGGCGCGGCGAUUGGUUUGGUGAGGUUGAUUAAUGGGGAGUCAUGA
This is a messenger RNA of Aspergillus nidulans FGSC A4, 903 nucleotides long. Its product is annotated as Fe2+/Mn2+ transporter. NCBI's taxonomy places the organism in Eukaryota, Fungi, Ascomycota, Eurotiomycetes, Eurotiales, Aspergillaceae. Gene Ontology annotation, molecular function: manganese ion transmembrane transporter activity. Gene Ontology annotation, cellular component: endomembrane system. The coding region runs from base 1 to 903 and encodes 300 amino acids. Gene Ontology annotation, biological process: iron ion transmembrane transport; manganese ion transmembrane transport; intracellular manganese ion homeostasis. The record is from RefSeq and is a predicted model, not a curated record. The transcript is spliced from 2 exons.